CGCGACCUACGUCAUCGUAAAGCGUCCGGGUGGUUUAGCGAGGACUGAAGGGAGGCCAUUGCUUUUCGGUGCUCUACCCUGUGGAGCUCUUCACGCGUAGAACUAGGCUCACACUGUCGUGACAGCGGAGACCGAAAGAAAGGGACAGACGAGCCCAAACAAUCCCUGACGGAACGCAGCUGCCGUCCUCCGGGUCACGUGUCUCCAGUGGCCCGCCUCCCACAGGCUGCUUUGUUGCUAGGCACCAGCGUUAGCGUCCGUAUCUGCGAGGACCUAAAAAAGGUCCUUGGGUGCAGAUGGACCAGUACUGCAUCCUGGGCCGUAUAGGGGAGGGUGCCCACGGCAUCGUAUUCAAGGCUAAGCAUGUGGAGACUGGCGAGAUAGUUGCCCUCAAGAAGGUGGCGCUGCGGCGACUGGAGGAUGGUAUCCCCAAUCAGGCCCUGCGGGAGAUCAAGGCUCUGCAGGAGAUUGAGGACAAUCAAUAUGUGGUGCAGCUGAAGGCUGUGUUCCCACAUGGCAUGGGCUUUGUACUGGCCUUCGAGUUCAUGCUGUCAGACCUGGCUGAGGUGGUGCGUCAUGCCCAGAGGCCACUGGCCCCAGCCCAGGUCAAGAGCUACCUGCAGAUGCUGCUCAAGGGCGUGGCCUUCUGCCAUGCCAACAACAUUGUGCACCGGGACCUGAAGCCUGCCAACCUGCUCAUCAGCGCAUCAGGCCAGCUCAAGAUAGCUGACUUCGGCCUGGCCCGGAUCUUUUCUCCAGAUGGCAGCCGCCUCUACACACACCAGGUGGCUACCAGGUGGUACCGUGCCCCAGAGCUACUGUAUGGUGCCCGCCAGUAUGACCAAGGCGUCGAUCUAUGGGCUGUGGGCUGCAUCAUGGGGGAGCUGUUGAAUGGCUCCCCUCUCUUCCCUGGCGAGAACGACAUUGAACAGCUUUGCUGUGUGCUACGCAUCUUGGGCACCCCCAAUCCCCAAGUCUGGCCGGAGAUCACAGAGCUGCCGGACUACAACAAGAUCUCCUUUAAGGAGCAAGCACCAGUGCCCCUAGAGGAGGUGCUGCCCGAUGCCUCUCCUCUUGCUUUGGACUUGCUGGGUCACUUUCUCCUCUACCCUCCUCGCCAGCGCAUCGCAGCAUCCCAGGCCCUCCUGCAUCAGUACUUCUUCACUGCUCCCUUGCCUGCCCACCCAUCAGAGCUGCCGGUUCCCCAGCGCCCAGGUGGACUGGUCCCCAAAGCACACCCGGGACCCCCGCACACCCAUGACUUCCGUGUGGACCGGCCUCUGGCGGAGUCACUGUUGAACCCAGAACUGAUUCGGCCCUUCAUCCCAGAGGGGUGAGGCGCUGGCCCUCAUCCUGCCUGCCCCCAGGUGCACCUGGCACCUUGUUCUGCUUCCUGCCUGACUCAACCCUCCAGAGCUUGUCCAGGGCCACACCCCCUCCUCGAGGCUGGUCUCAAGAAGGCAGGGAGCACACCCCAGCCAAGCCAGUGUGGAUGGCCAGCCCAGUGGAGGAGACCAUGACCCAUGAGCUGUUGGAAGCAGGGAGCUGUGCUGCCAACCAGAGACCAUCAUGAAGUGCUGCCUCCUGCCCUUUGUCAAGGCACUGUCUUCUGCUCCAGGACAUGUGUGUCAGAACCAUCUAGGGGAAGUGUGGAGGGGAAGAUGUCUUCAUGUUGGAAACUCUGGGAAGCAAGUUUGGUUUAAUUUGUUCUCAGACCGUCUUCUGGUUCCCUAUCUGGGGCUGGGGAUUUGGCUCAGUGGUUCCACUGCCUGCCUUGCAAGCACAAGGUCCUGAGUUUGAUCUCCAGUACCGCCCCCCGCCACAAAAAAGCCUCAAGCAUCUCUGUGUGUCUGUUCUGUUCCUAAAAGGGCAAUGGGGAGGUGGCAUUGUCUCAUGGCCCUCACUGGUGGUCACAGCCACUUUUGCCCUGAGGGUUUCCUGUGUCCUUUGCUUGACUAAGUGCUCAUUUGGAAGGGAGGUGGGCAGGGAUGGGCAAGCUGGGGAUUCAGCAACAGAGCAGUUAGCAGCAUCCACUCUACAGAUGAAGGCGAGCCAAAAGCAGCCACGCAAAUAAGGAAACUGGACUAGGUGGAACUCGCUUACCUCAGUAUAACCCCAUCUGACACAUUUAUUCCUAUUUCAUAACAGAUAAGGCAAUGCUAAAAAAAUACUUGGAAAUGCAGGAGGGCCAAGAGGAGGCAGCAGAAGAGGAAGAGCUUUGCUUGACUACUUUCAGAGAUGAAGAUGGCUUGGAGAUGGAAUUAGUAGCCCAUAAACCAGGAAAUCCAAAUGGUCUCUAGGAGCUGAGAAUGGUUUUCUACUGACAGCCAGCAAGGAGAUGGAAAUCUUUUUUUUUUUUUUUUUCA
This is a messenger RNA of Fukomys damarensis (Damara mole-rat), 2366 nucleotides long. RefSeq names its product cyclin dependent kinase 20 (gene Cdk20). The transcript has 8 exons. The record is from RefSeq and is a predicted model, not a curated record. Gene Ontology annotation, molecular function: ATP binding; cyclin-dependent protein serine/threonine kinase activity. Bases 297 to 1337 code for a protein of 346 amino acids. Gene Ontology annotation, biological process: protein phosphorylation. Gene Ontology annotation, cellular component: nucleus. Lineage: Eukaryota; Metazoa; Chordata; Mammalia; Rodentia; Bathyergidae.